AUGCUAAUUGUUGAAUUAGUCGCCGAAGAGAAGAUGGAAAAGCGACGAAAUGACUCAUUGGUUACUGAUACGACGAAUAGUCAGAGAUUUUUUGCAAGCAACAUGGAAUUACUAAAAGCAUUUUAUAAGCUGAAACAUUAUCAUAUUAAACAGUUAAAGUCGGAAAAUCGCAACAUCAACUCGACACCAAAUAGCCGAUGUCCAAUAUUCAAUCGAAUAUUCUAUGGCACACGCAUUAGUGCAGCUACUGGAAGUGUUAUACUUUACAUUGUCACUUUAUUUAUAGUGCGACGAUAUAGCAAAAGGAUAAAAGAACAACAGAAUUCCGGAUCAGUUAAGAUAAACAAGCGUCAAUUAAACUUUACAAAAACCGUAGGUUUGUCGUGUUUUGCGACUGCUGGCCUAUAUGUUUUGCCUAUGAUUAUCGCAUUCUACGAAACAAGCAAGGACAAAGUACCAAAUAUUACUUUCGUAAUUGUUAUUGUAAUAACAAUUUUAAAUUCUUUCUCCAAAACAAUUAUUGUUGGCUACCGCUCACAUGAUAUCCGAGAUGCCGUCAUUGAUAUAAUGCCAGGUGUAUUUCGUAAGUAA
Molecule: messenger RNA, 591 nt
Organism: Brugia pahangi
Lineage: Eukaryota; Metazoa; Nematoda; Chromadorea; Rhabditida; Onchocercidae
Source: the annotation of a GenBank genome assembly